Messenger RNA from Lucilia cuprina (Australian sheep blowfly), 7295 nucleotides. RefSeq lists its product as uncharacterized. Gene Ontology annotation, molecular function: potassium ion leak channel activity. The transcript is spliced from 7 exons. Gene Ontology annotation, cellular component: membrane. Gene Ontology annotation, biological process: potassium ion transmembrane transport; stabilization of membrane potential. The record is from RefSeq and is a predicted model, not a curated record. Lineage: Eukaryota; Metazoa; Arthropoda; Insecta; Diptera; Calliphoridae.
UGCUUUGCAGUUAAAGCAUCAUUUACUUAGUCGUAUACUUUCAUUCAACUUUGCUGGACCAACAAACGAACGGAAACUGAGUGUAUGUGUCAAGAAAAAAAGUCAUUAAUUGCAAUUUUAUAUGCUCCAUUACUAUAACAAGUCACUUAACCCAUCCAAAGGAAUAAUAAAAAGAAAAUACUACCAAUUUGCUGGUAGACACAUAUUUUUUGUUUUUAUAAGUAAUAAAUUCAUUUAAAAUCGAUUGAUUGUUUAUUUAGUUUGUUGGUAAAAGAAAACGGUUUAUCAAAAGAAUCAUGCUGUAUCGGUAUUUCAAGCAAGAAUUCUGUGUAGGAAUUCAAGAGUGUCUGUGCGUAUUUUUGUAAAAGCAAUGUGAGUGAGUGGCUUUUGUGUGACACCACCCCAAAGGAAAAACCAGAUACAAACAAAAUUGAUUUCAAUUAUGAGACAAAUGAGAAUUUAAACAAAUAAGUACUACACAAAGAAAACAAAUUAUUUUCCAAAUAAUAAAGCAAAUAAUAAAAUAAAAAAUUUUAAAACUAAUUUUAAAUAACUAAUUUAAAAGAAACAAAUUUUUCACAAAUAAUUAAAAAUAUUUUACGCUUAAAAGAUUUGCCUCAAAUCACGGAGUGUUAAAAAAAAACAAAAGAAAAUUUUUGACAAAAAAAGGAUUUUUCUUUUCGUUCGUGGCAUGAAUAGACAAAAAUGUUAUGAGUUUGUGUAAAUUUUUUACUUAUAAAAGUCAAUAGAAUUUUAUAUGCUUGAACGUGUAAGUGAGAAUUUUAACAGAGAGAACAUGAAAAAAAUAUAUUUUAACUAAAAGCAACAACAGCAUCAUCAUAGAUCAACAAUAUAAGUAAAAGAAGAGGCUAAAUAAGCAAAAGAAUAAAAUAAAAAUAACAGGAUUUAAAUAAAUUAUAACACAAAAACAAAGUGUAGAGAGAAAGAAAACAAAAAAAGUUAAUUAUGUAUUUUUUUGUGGAAUGGUUUUACGGACUGUUUGUUAUCACCGCAUACCAUUUACUGUUAUCAUAGCUGUCAUUGCUUCCCAAAUCAAAAUCCUUUAAUAAAUUCAUUUAGUUUACGCACAGGUAGAGUGUAUAAGCCGUAGUUAAAGUAGAAUAACGACACCAACAACAACACUACUAACUAGAAUAAAUACAAAAUAUAGCAACAACUAUUUAAGCAAAACAAAAAAGUUUAAGAAAAACCCUAAAACAAAUACAAAAAGAGUGAAAGAAAACAGAAAAUAAAAUAUGUAUGUGUAAAAAUUGUGUUCGUUUAUAAUUCCACAUCUUCAGCAUUCAUUCGUAUUACUCGCAUAAUAUAAAUGUUGUUGGCACUGCCUUUGCUGCUGCCACUGCUGUCACUGCUGCUGCUACUUUUGUUUUCGUAGAUUUUGCGAUUUGUGUCACCGCCAUUCAUUUUGUAGCUUCCGGUUUGCAAAAGGAAAUUGCUAUAAGGGAAUUUUGCUCCUUUUUUGUAUACAAAUAAAAUAAAUUGGCUACAAAAUUUUCAACAAGAAACACACACACACAUAUAAAUUCUAAUUUAUUUUUCACAUUAAACCCUAAGCCUCAAUACGAAAUCGCCUUAAUCAUACAGCGAGCUAACAUCAUUUUGCCUGCCUCAUCAUGAUAAAUUGCAGAAGAGAGUUAAUAAUUUAAACAAUAAAUUGUUUUAUAAGACAUCAAUCAUACAUACAAACGUGUGCGCCCCUUUAACGCCAAAAUUAACCUCAGCUAAAUUUUUGUUAGCAUUUUGAAACGGUGAUUAUGAAUAAAAAACCACCCUUGCCAAUAACGGCGUUUAUUGGCGGUCCACAAACAAAUGCUGGCUCUCUAGCAGCAAAUAAUGCCAACAGUGCGACAAACUCUUCGAUGUGUUUCUCGACGCCGGCGAAAAGUGAAAAACAGCGUGAUCAUCACAAUCAGGCAAAUACGGGCAAUACAGGUCUGUGUGGCUGCCACAAGGCACCAAAAUCACAUUGCAUAUCGGCCACAGGAGUUUUAAUAUUAGUUCUUCUAUACACCGCCAUGGGUUCUAUAAUAUUUGUUACGCUUGAAGGAGAACUUGAUGAUAAUAGUUCUUUAGAGACGGCUGUAGCUGCUUCGAAACCAUAUCCCCGUAACGAGUUAGCCAAUGCGGAAAUAAGAUCGAGAACGGUUGAUCGUUUGUGGUCGAUUACUGAAGAUUUGAAUAUAUUAUACAAAGAGAAUUGGACACGUUUGGCUGCUCAGGAAGUGCAACAUUUUCAGGAUACUUUAUUACGUUCAGUGCGUCAAUCAAAAAUUCAUCAGCCUGGAGUUCAAAUGAAUCCGCCCACUCAUAAAUGGACUUAUGCUUCAGCAUUUUUAUAUUCACUGACUUUAAUAACAACGAUAGGUUACGGUGGUAUUUCACCAAGAACCCAAUGGGGCCGUAUAGCUGCUUUAAUUUAUGCUCUAUUUGGUAUACCCAUUGUUUUGCUGUAUCUGUCGGCCAUGGGAGAGGGUUUAUCAGCUGGUAUGCGCUGUUUAUUUCGCAAGGCUCGUUCGAAAAGCGCCAUUAGCAGUGGCAGCAGUAGUGGUGGUGGCGGUGGAGGUGUUAACGGUGGUGGCAACUCAAAUUCAGCUGUCACAUCAGGAGGUGGCGGUGGUUCGAAUAAGAAACAUGCGAACGACAUUAAAAGUCACAACAAUCCCAGUAAUAAACAUUAUGCCAGUGGCAAAAUGUUGGCCACACAUCAAUAUGGCUCAUUAAGUAAACAUCAGUAUCAGGCAACGGGUUCACCCAGUGUGCCCAUUUCCAUAUGUGUCAUGGUUUUGAUUUGCUACAUAACAUCAGGUGCAUUACUUUUUCACAAAAUGCAAAAUUGGACUGUUUUGGAGGCCUUGUACUUUUGCUUCACUUCUUUGGGUACCAUUGGUUUUGGAGAGCUUACGCCUGCCGGCAAUUUGACAUUAUAUUUGGCCUCUGCCUAUAUACUGAUAGGCAUGGCUGUGGUGGCCAUGUGUUUUAGUCUAAUACAAACCGAACUUGUCAUGUGGCUGAGACGUUUUAGUGUACAAGAUCAUGUUAUGCCCCAGACCGAUGAUGUCUCACUAGUGUCGGUGUCAGUGACGCCCAAAUCCUCCUGACAACGACCUACAGCUGACCUGCUAGCAGGCAGCUUAGCUGGCAGCAAUGCCAUGGGCCAGCAUCAAACCAUGUUCUUUGGACCAGCCCAUACCUUCUCCCAAUACAACUCAUUGCCCAGGCGAGGCAUGAAUUCAAAUUUCCAGCGUAAUACCCCCAUAAGAAGAUCAACGGGCAUACCAGAACAUCAUAUUGAGUAUUUUGUGCCACGCAGCAUAAGUGAGUUUAAUCUGUCGGGAGUGGGUGAUUUGGCUCUUCCACCACCCCGAAGAUGUUCACCUACUAUACAAAAUACAGGCAUGCAAUUGCCACAUGGCCUACAAUUGGGGCCGCCACAAACAUUACUAUGUGGUCCACCGCCACCACAGCAGGUGCAAAUCAUAAUGAAACCCAGGGAGAAAAUGGUCACUUUUGAAGAUGAAUCAAAAGGCAUGAUACCACCACCACCCACCUCUAGCAGUGCGGCCACAACGGUGGGCGCCACCUGUCCCCAUGGAGUGCCGACAACACCACGCAAAUCAACGACGGGCAUUGGUGUGGGUGGUGGUGGAGAUGUUUUUAUGUGACGUGAAUCAUUAAGAUGACCCACACUUAGUGGUUUGUUAGGCGAUACCACUGGCGAGGAUGUCUUUACUCUCAGCGGUAGCACACAAAAUAAUGAAGAUCAUGAUGCGACCACCGGUUCUGGCAGUGAACGCACUUCUUUAGAUGGCAGCUUAAGUGAUCUAAAGACAAAAUCCACACCGGGUGAUGUGAUACGAGUGUAAAUUAUAUUAAAUAGAAAUUUAAAUGCAAAACAACUUCCUUGAUAUUACAAAACAAACAGAAAACCAACCAACCAAUUCUUAAAACUGAAAUUUAGUGUUAGUGUUAAAAAAAAAUUUACAAAGAAAAAAAGAAAAUAUUUGUAUAUUAUUUUCAUGCUUUUGAUUUUCUGUUACCCGGGAGGUUACAAUUUUAAUUUCAUUUAUAAUUUCUAAUUGGUCAAUUGCAAAAACGGCGAAGAAGUAACAAUAAAAAUAGCAAAUCUUUGCUAAAGAAAUACAAAAGCACAAAACAAAAGAAAAGGAAAUGAUAUUGUUUUGCAAGAAAACGAUGCAUUUGAGUGCAAUUUGUAACAAAAAAAAAUAAGAAACUUGGCGGAAAAACAAACAAAAACAAGCAAAACCACACAACAGCCACAAUAGCGCGACGCUGUCAACAACAACCAACAGCAGUUUAUUGUCUUGGCGACCUUAAUUAUUGCAACAAUAAAAAAAACAAUUGGUAAGAAAACAAACUUCUCUUAUAACAAAAAUCAUUUCACUAAUUGCCAACAUUUUAUUGUCACACUUCUAAACAAUGUAUGACAAUUCAGAUAAACAUUGUCUCAACUGUUACUAACACUUGCUCUGCUGCAACCCAGCGAAAUUCCUUACAUUAUUUCCAAACAAUAUUCUAAUAAGACAAUAGUAAACAUGCAAAAUUGCUGGGUUGUAACAAUAGUAAAAUUUACACUCGUGCUAGUUUCUGCACUUUAAAAAUAAACUGCAGCAAAAUUUUAGUAAAGAAAAGUUUAUUUAAAAAAAAAAAUCCAAUUUUCUUUUAUAAAAGUAUGUGUAUGUCACAAUGCAUUCGCUCACAUAUAAAUUUCUUCAACAACGACUUUUGCAGAAUAUGUCUGUAUGUAUAAGUACAACCAAAGAAACAAAAAUAAAAAAAGAAUAUUACCGCAAGUGAAUUGUGGUUUAAAGUGUUCCAAUUUUAUUUUAUGUAUGAGUAUGUUGCAGCAUAAGCAUAUGUGUGUGUGUGUGUGUGUGUGAGAGUAUUUGUAAAAAAAAGGACGAGAAAAUAAAAAACAAAAUAUAAUGACAAUAUGAAAGUGAGAUGUUUGCUACAAUACCAACUAAGUCAUAACAACUUUUGUUUUAUUUUAUAGUUUUUUUUUUGCUCUUUUGCAUUUUUUGUUUUAGUUUUCAUUUUCAUGUAGUGGCGUUUUUUUUUUCUUGUUGUAUUUUUUUGUGCAUCAUCAACAGUAGCUGCAAAACAAUACAGUAUAACUUGCUUAAAAUGAAAACUACUUGGCAAAUUUUCUAAGUUUCCUAUUGGUUCAAAUUUUGUUAGUUAUUUUACUUUUGUUUAUUUGUAUAUUUCUAUACAAACAAUUGUUUUAUAAUGUGGUAAAUAAUAGACAUCAUCUAAAAUUGUUUAGAUGAUGUUUUUAAAAAAAAAAGUUCGGGAGAUAAUAUAAGGUUUAGUUUAGUAAUACAGUAUUAGAAUAUUUGCGGUUUAUACUCCCUCUCUCAUAUAGCUUUACAAAAGAGAUUGAUUUGUAAAUUACUUUUACAAUCGAUUUUUGUUAAAAGACAAAAUUUAAAAAUUUAAAUUUUUUUCUUUAUUUUAAGGAAAUUUUCAUAUCGAUUUUCUAUUCAUAAAUAAUUUUGUUAUUUAGAAAAAUAUUGUUUUUACAAGAACAUGAUUGAAUAAAGAACCAAAUUUUAAAAUAUCUUUGAAUUUCUAAAUUAAAUUGAGACUCCUUCUUACACUUUAUUCUAAACUUCUUUAAUCCCCUUAUAAGUCCAUCAUAAUCUUGUUGUACUGUAUCUAGGAGUAUUUAGUAUCUGAUGCAUGUUUUUUUUAAUUUUUUUUUUACUUCUGGAUUUCAACCGUUUGCUGAACAUAAUAUAUAGAUUUGUAUGUAUGUUGCUAUAGUUGGUGACUUAUGGUGCAUACGAAUGAAUAGCAUAUAUGAUUGAAAUUCAAAAAGAAAAAAGUAGAGAAGAAAGAACAUUAAGCCGGAAAAAAUAGAACAGGAGUGUAGGAUAUAAAUGUGGAUAUAAAUGUUUUCUAAGUGACAAGUGAGCUAUAAUGUGUUUUCUCUCUCAAGAAUUAAUGUUUGUUUUCUAGCACGAAUUAAACUUAAAUAUGUGAUGCGUGCUACGAUUUGUCAAUACAGGCAAUAAAUACUAGUUUACACAUACACACACGCUCUAGCAUACAUAACAAUUGUUAUACAACAUGUGUGACAUAAGGAAGAAUAUGAAAAAUUUGUACCCACCCACGGAUGCGACAAAUAAACUUUUUCUUAGCAAAAACAAAAAAAAAUAUUUUGCAAGUAAACAAAUUUUGAAAUUUAUUAAAACAAAAUUCUGUCACAUGACAACAUGCCUUGUUAAAGUUGUAAAAAAAUAAAUCUUUAAAAAAUUUAAUUAAUUUAUUAUUAUUUUCCACAAAUUUUAAAAUUCAUUUGUAAAAUACAUAAACCUUAUAGCAUUUAACACACACACACAUCUACACAAUGUAAAUCAAAUGCAUAUAUACAUACUCACACAUUUAAAUAAAUUUUAUGCAUACAGUUUGUAAAAUUAGUCAAGUAAAUAAAUAAAUUCCUUAAAAAAAUAUAUAUAAAUAUAAAAAUGUAAUAAAAGUAAAACAAUUUUGCCACAAUAUUAAAAAAAAUAAACAAACAUACAAUGAAAAUAAAUUAAAAACAAAAACGAAUAACAAGAGAAAUAUACCACACUAUAGUUAAAAAAAUAAUAAAUAAUAAAAUAAAAAUCAUCAUAAUAAUAAAAUAAUGAAAUAUGUAUGUAAUUAAAAUACAUAAGAGAACAAAAUUUCUAAGCCAAAUCUCUUUAAGGAUAACUAAGCAAAAUAUGCUUAAAACAUAAAUAAAUAUAAUAAUUGUAUAAAAACCAAACACACACAGACACACAACACACAAUAUCACCAACAAAAACCACACAGAUACAAAAUUUUAUCAUAAGAUAUUUAAAUAUCUUUAGCGAACAAAACAACAAGUAAAAAGUAGCAUAAAUUAUAAAAUAAUAAUAAUAAUCUAAUUGUAAUUUUUAAUUACUUCAAUAAAUCUUAAAUCAUAAGUAGGUAUGUUGCCAUAGAAAAAAUAAUAAUAAUACAAAAUUGUGUUGUUGAAAUUUGACAACACACUCCGGCAGAACGAAAAACAUUUUAAAAGCCAGACCAAAACCUAAUUUAAAACGACACCAAAAAAAAAAAUAAUCAUAAAAAUUAAAAACCCAAAAAAAUUUAAUACAGACAACUAAAUUUGCAUUAUAUUUGUAAAAUUUUGCAAAAAACGAAAACUGUUUUUGGUAAAAAAAAAAUUGGCAACAUUAAGCAGUAAACAAAAAAUGGACUUACUACAACAACUGAAACAUAAAAACUAAUUAAUAAGUAAA